AUACAGAGGCUACAAACAGGAAUGGAGAUGAAGGAACAAGUGAAUGAUGUGAGGAUUUCUGAUAUAAUGGAUGUUUAUGAACAAAAGCUUUCUGCAUUAGCAUCAAAGGAAAGCAGGCUGCAAGACUUAUUGGAAGCAAAAGCACUAGCCCUUGCACAAGCAGACAGACUGAUUGCACAGUACCGGUGUCAAAGAGCACAAGCUGAAGCAGAGGCAAGAAAGCUUGCCACACUUUUGAAGGAGGCAGAGAGGAAGAAUGAGGAACUGAGUUUGCUUUUAAAGUCUCAGCAGCUGGAGUCAGAACGAGCCAAAAGUGACAUUGAGCAGUUGUUCCAGCACAACAAAAAGCUGCAAGCAGUGGCCGAAGAACAUGAAACACUGAAGGUUUCUUAUGGUGACCAUAUCAUGAAGUAUGAACUCUGUGAAAAGCAGUUGAAAGACUUAGAGGUAUCCUACAACACCCUAACUAAGCAAGCUGAAACCAUGAAAAAACUAAGUGAUUCUCUCAAGAUUCAAAAUGAAAAGACAAUGGCCCAGCUAGAAGACACUGAAAACCAGAGAAAAGAUUUGGCUAAGCAACUUCAAGACCGAGAGAGUAAAAUUAUAAAUUUCCAACAAAAGGUAAAGGGUUUAGAGGACAAGCUUAAAUUAAAGCAAAAGGAGAAAGAAGAUAUGGAAGAAACAAUUGACAUACUUCGUAAAGAGCUGAGCAAAACAGAACAAGCAAGAAAGGAGCUGAGCAUUAGGGCAUCUUCGCUGGAAGUUCAAAAAACCCAAUUGGAAGCACGUUUGGAGGAAAAGGAGGGAAUUUUGAAAAGCCAACAGGAAGAGCUAAACAAGCAUUCACACAUGAUUGCUAUGAUACACAGCCUUAGCAGUGGCAAACCCAGUACAGGCAAUGUGAACCUCAGCCUGUAA
Messenger RNA from Staurois parvus, 918 nucleotides. The record is from the annotation of a GenBank genome assembly. Lineage: Eukaryota; Metazoa; Chordata; Amphibia; Anura; Ranidae.